UGCCACUGAGAAAAUAGCCCACUACUACUACUACUACCACCACCACUACUACUACUAGCCCCAGCAGCUACUGAACACACCAAACACAUACAGGGACACGAUGGGAACUCUGAGAGUGUUAAUACUCUUGUCCUUUAUACCGUCACCAUGGGUGCUCUGCUCAACUGGGAAACACUUUAACCAGGAUUCAACCCUCAGACUGGAACAACAGGAUGUAUUGAUCAACAGAGAAGAUAAUCUGGAAGCAAAGAGGUCUAAGAGAGAGGCAGCAGCGUUGUGGCUGGGAGAGGCCUAUGACUCCAGCAUGGUCUUUCUGCCUGCUGAUGAACCAGAUGAUGCCCCAGCUGAGGGGGGUGAUGCCUCGGAGCUGCCCACAUGCCUGCUGUGUGUGUGUCUGACCGGCUCUGUGUACUGUGAGGAGGUCGUUCCAGAGAUGACUGCUGUGCCCACCCUGCCCAAGGAGACCGCCUACCUCUACGCCCGUUAUAACAAGAUCAAGAAGAUCACCAAUAAAGACUUUGCAGAUAUCGUGACUCUGAAGAGAAUCGACCUAACGGGGAACCUGAUCUCAGAGAUUGAGGAAGGAGCGUUCUCUAAACUGACCCUGCUGGAGGAACUCAAUUUGGCUGAGAACCAACUGGUCAAGCUACCCAUGCUGCCCGGCAAGCUCACCACCUUCAACGCCAACCACAACCGGCUCAAAACCAAAGGGGUCAAGGCCAACGCCUUCAAGAGAAUGGAGAAGCUGAUCAACCUGUUUCUGGGAGACAAUGCACUGGAGGCUGUACCGGUGAUCCCGGAGAGCGUCCGUAUUGUCCACCUGCAGAACAACAACAUCACGAAUAUCAGCUUGGAGACGUUCUGCAAGGGCAACAACACGUACUACGUCAGACCCAACCUGAUGGAGGUGAGGUUGGAUGGGAACCCAGUGCUGCUGUCCAAGUACCCCAACAGCUUCACCUGCCUCAAGUCUCUCCCCGUCGGACAGUACCGCUAAAAAGACUAAACUCCCUUGGGGGAAAAAGGUCUUCUGUUCUGACGUCAUUGUGACUUCCUGGUUAAAUAAAAGGUUCAGUAGAACUUCUACAGGGGCGUAUACAGUCAGGUAAACAUUUUAUUAUGAACGUUGCGGAUAACAGCCAUGUAAUGAAUAGAUCAAACACGAUUCCUUAUUCUACUUGACAAAGACAAGACCAAUCUACACCAUACAUUCCAUUUAUGUCUGAAUGUUCUUCUGUAAAAAUUGUGCCCAGGUCUUUCUCAGUCUCUUUCAGAAUGACUAGCGGCUGGGACUGAAAUGUUAGUAAUCUCACAUUAGCAAACUAGUCUACGUUGACUACAAGGCUUUGAACGGAUCGCCCGUUUCCUGAUUAUAAAAAGGUUAUUUUACAUUUGGAUUUGUUCAAGUUAUGUUCCAAGACCAAAUCAGCUAAGUAGUCAGGAAGACUUUGUAAAUACACAUUUUCUAUGAAUGGUUUCUUUUGGAUAGUGUUUGACUUCUUUAAAACAUUGAGUCAAGCUUUUGGCUUUCCUCCGAAUUCUGUGAAUUACUUUCAUGUAAACUGGUUCCUAACUUAACAACUCAAGUAGAAGUUGAUGAGAAAAUAUAUAUCUUUGAAAUACGUAUAUAUAGUGAUGUGAACCUAAUGUGACUGUGCUCACAAUAUCAUAAGCUUUGAUAUUAAAAAUGGUAAAAUGAGAGGAGGUAUUAUUUUCUUAAGUUACUCAUUUUAGAAAUUAUUACUUAUGUGAAUAAACAAAUAUGAUGUACA
This is a messenger RNA of Salvelinus namaycush (lake trout), 1772 nucleotides long. It is a transcript of the gene ogna, whose product is annotated as osteoglycin, paralog a. The transcript is spliced from 6 exons. The record is from RefSeq and is a predicted model, not a curated record. Gene Ontology annotation, molecular function: protein binding. Bases 101 to 997 code for a protein of 298 amino acids. NCBI's taxonomy places the organism in Eukaryota, Metazoa, Chordata, Actinopteri, Salmoniformes, Salmonidae.